This is a messenger RNA of Perkinsus marinus ATCC 50983, 3837 nucleotides long. RefSeq lists its product as hypothetical. Gene Ontology annotation, biological process: protein deubiquitination. The transcript is spliced from 26 exons. The coding region runs from base 1 to 3837 and encodes 1278 amino acids. Gene Ontology annotation, cellular component: mitochondrion. Gene Ontology annotation, molecular function: cysteine-type deubiquitinase activity. Lineage: Eukaryota; Perkinsozoa; Perkinsida; Perkinsidae. The record is from RefSeq and is a predicted model, not a curated record.
AUGCGUAAGGAAGGCAAAGAUAAGAGAAGUGGCCUCAUCACUAACAUAUGGAAUGUCACCAGUGGUGGGAGUAGGGUAUGUUUUGAACGAGCAGAACGUGAUAGGCACAAGAAGCAUCUAAUAGCGUUGGAUAGUGUGAAGUCGAGUAUCGAUAAUAAGCCCCCAAAGGAGAUGUCGCAUUUGAAGAACAAGAGGAAGGCUAAGUUGAUAAUGGAAGAGAGGAAUGCCGAGAUACAGCUAGAGAAUCGUAUACUACUCGAUAAGAUGCUAAACAUAGAUAAGGAGAGAAAGAGACAAGCACAGCGUACUUGUAACAAAAUGUAUCAUGGAGAGGCAAUAGAAGAGGCUACACAGAGAAGGCAGCAAGAGUAUCGUCAAUGGGGUGGUUUAGCUCAUCAGAAUAAGAAGAUGCUCAAUAGGCUUACGGCGGUACCACCUGCUAUCGUGGAUACUCAGAAGUUAGCAGUAGCAGAACGGGAUCGUGAGGCUAUGAGGGAUCGCUUGAUAUCGGGCUCUAUGAGGAUCUGCCAACUACCAGGAGUGAUACAUCUACAGAUGAGCUUAUUGAGGAGGGUAUAUUGUGAUACACCAGCAUCAUUCGCUCGCUAUGGUAGUAGUAUAAGACAGGGCCUGUCUGGUGCCGUAGCUGACGUUAUUGCCCCGCGGCACGUUGAAGGAGCUGCAUGUAGUACUAUGCUAGAACCACGAGCUCAUACCACACCCAGGCUGGAUAAGGCCAACGAGCCUAAGCUAUCCUUCUUACAGCGAUUGCUACGUUCUCUAUGGAGACUAAUUCAAUUAUUCUUCCGAUUCGGACCAUGCUUGGCCACCUCCCCUAUACUCUUCUUGGGUAUUGGGAAAUGCAACAAUUGGUGGUGGCAAUGGCUCGUUCAUUGUAUUGAGAGUAGCGGUCCUGCCUUUAUUAAACUAGGGCAAUGGGCUGCUACUCGUAGAGAUCUCUUCAAUGAUACCAUAAUAUCAUAUCUAUCACAGCUACAUACCCAAGUACGGCCUCACUCCUAUAGGGAUACAUUACUGCAGCUAGAUGAGUCCUAUGGCCCUGAAUGGCGUACAUGGUUAGAGAUCGAUCCAUCAGUGAUAGGUAGUGGGUGCAUUGCUCAGGUGCAUCGGGGUACACUACUACACAAUGGUCAUCAUGAUGUAGCAGUGAAGGUAUCCCAUCCAGGAUGUCAGGAUAUUAUCAAUAUUGACCUUGGUAUACUCAAAGCUCUGGGACAUGUAGCUGAGCAUCUACCUUUCCUAAGGCAUCUAGGUGUAUCGGACAUGGUAGAGCAGUUCUCUGACUUCCUGUUAUCCCAGACAGACCUAAGACUUGAGGCUGCCAAUAUACAGAGAUUCAAUGAUAACUUCAAGGAUUAUACCGGCUCUAUAAGGUUCCCUACAGUCUACUCGGACCUCACCACUAAAACAGUUCUUAUUGAGUCAUUUGAGUCUGGUGUACCCAUAGGCUCAUUGCUACCUACCAAUGGUCAGGUGAAUGGUGAUGAUGAUGUUAUGAUUGAUGGGAUGAUGGUGUCAAAGAGGGAGAUCUGCAAGAUGGGUGUUAAGGCGUUCCUGCAUAUGCUCUUUAUUGACAACUUUAUACACGGCGAUCUACAUCCAGGCAAUAUCCUAGUACAAGUACCAUCGAUGACUGAUCCCAGUGAUACUAGUGCUGAUAGCCAUGCGGCCGCUGCGGGUACAGUGAGAUUGGUGUUCUUAGACUGUGGUCUGGCUAAUGAGCUCUCUAAUAGAGAUCUUACCAACUUUGUUGAUCUAAUGCAUGCUAUUAUGAUAGGAGAGUCUACUGAGGUUGGCCGUCUUAUGAUAGAUCGCUCGAGAUCACCUCCUAAUACUGUAUACAAGCCCGAUGAGUUUAUAAAGGGGGUGGGGGAGUUGGUGGACUCAGCUCGAGGAGUAUCUUUACAAAGUAUGCAAAUAGGUAUAAUGUUCUCCCAACUACUCGGAUUGGCAUGUAAGCAUUCAAAGUCCGACAACAAGAGAAGAAGCGUCUGGUCUAAACAACAAGAAGCGCAACAACAAGAGUCUACACCAGAAGGAGUGGGACAAGCUUCAUAUGAGGCUGAUGGGAUAGGUGAACAGCAAGAACAGGAGGACGAUGAGGAGUCUGAUGAGGAUGUUGUUGAUAACGAUGAUCAGCGUAAAGGGAGGAGGAGGCCUGGAUUAAUUGCUAAGCUUACUACACCGAUACAGAAGACUACCACCACGACGAGCGAUGUGCACAUACUUCCUACUCCUGUUAUUAAUACACCUGAGGACGGUGUGGGAUCUGUUGAGAUUAAUCACAGCGGUGAAGCAGGGAAGGAUGGUAUUCACAGUGAACAGAAGGAAGGAUCUGUGCUCACUUCUGGUGUGAUAGCACAGGACUUGGGAUCAGCGGAUAAGGCGGAUAUUGUGGUCACCGAAAAAGGGGCUUUCGAUGCCUAUGAUCAUCCCAAUGAUAGCUCUAAGAAUACUGCAACGACCAGUAGCAGUAGGAGCAGUAAUGCUGAGCACAAUAACCACGGGCAGCAUAGGACGCCGCCGAUACAGGGUGGUGAAGUACCCCCUUCACCCCCGGCAGCACGGAAGCCAACUGGCUUGGUGUCGGCUUGGGGUACACGACUACCUGUGGGUAAGUCAGCCACAACACCUCCUGCAUCGGAGGUGGUAGAGCAUGGCUCGAGUACUGAGCAUGGUGCCACCAGCAGUGAUACACAGCGAACAGCGGCACCAGUUGGGGCGGUGGCCAAAGGUGAUCAGGUAGCUGGUACAGUAGCUGUACAUUUUAUGGAGGCAAUGCAGAUCAUUGCUGGUAACAAAUCAUUAUCACCUGAUCUAAAUGUGAAGACAUUGAAGGAAUGGGAGGAUACAGCUGGUGCUCGACCCUUACCACUAUGUCAGGAGCAUCCUGCAUUAAAGCAACCUAGAUAUCGUCCAAUGGGUAUGAAGAAUCCUUCACAGACUAGAGUCUGCUAUCUUAAUGCUAUGAUACAGUCACUGCAGCCUGUAUUCGAGUACUUUGGUGGUCUCGGUAAUCAACAUGAUUCUGCAGAGGCAUUGGAUACCGUAUUGGAUAAACUCCACGAUGAGUGUAAAUGGCGUAGGGAGUGGCCAGUAGAUGAGGGUUGCCUCACUGGACCGGGUGUACUAGAGGAUUCCAUCAUCUAUAGGAUAUUCCGUGGUAUUAAGACAGUACACCAUACCAUGCCUAAUGGCAAAGUUACUAAACAAGUUGAAAGUUUUACCCUUAUAUCCUUACCACCUCCACCAAGGCACCAUCAUCUAUCUGGAUCACGGAACUCCACUAAGAUUGAUCUAGUGGAUCUCCUUAAACGAACGUAUCAUGAGACAUCUCCAUGGGCUCCACCAUCUACUGAAAGUCAUCAUAGUGAAUCAAUGCUACUUGAGCAACUACCACAUGUAUUGUGUAUCGAGGUUAGCCGUCAUGUGACAGAGAGUAUGCAUACUAUGACACAAGUCUCUGUACCCUUCCCAGGGAUACUUAACAUCCCUCCGACUUGCCUUGCAGGUGGGAAGAGCCAUCCUCAAGCUGAUAAGACGUACACUCUAUUGGGGGUCGUAAGCCGUUCCGGACUAGGAGCAACCAGUGGGCACUAUUGGGCGUUCAGUAGGCCCGCCCCGGUAUGCCCCACCACACCACCAUCUAGAACUGCUACUGCUACUGAUGCUGCUACUGGAUUAUCAGCAACACUUGGUGGUACUACUGAGUGUGUGGAUGAGGAUCACUCCGAUAUUGGAGAAGGCAGAGUCGCUACGUCAUCGAUAACUUUUAUUGCUGUUGUCUCGAAUGCUAAGAACCUUGUGCAUAAUUGA